Molecule: messenger RNA, 3222 nt
Organism: Saccharomycodes ludwigii
Lineage: Eukaryota; Fungi; Ascomycota; Saccharomycetes; Saccharomycodales; Saccharomycodaceae
Gene: SLA2
Product: Sla2p
Exons: 1
Coding region: 1-3222 (1073 amino acids)
Biological process (GO): clathrin coat assembly; actin filament organization; endocytosis
Cellular component (GO): actin cortical patch; clathrin-coated vesicle
Molecular function (GO): actin filament binding; phosphatidylinositol-3,4-bisphosphate binding; phosphatidylinositol-3,5-bisphosphate binding
Source: RefSeq, a predicted model, not a curated record
AUGUCUAGACUAGAACCUGAUUUAGAGAAAGCAAUUAAAAAAGCUUGUUCUCCAGACGAAAGUGCUCCAAAAAGAAAACAUGUUCGUACGUGCAUUGUUUACACUUGGGACCAUAAGAGUGCCAAAGCGUUCUUCAAAAUUUUAAAACAACAACCCUUUUCUGAAAAUGGUGACGAAGUCCAAUUAUUUAAGGCGUUGAUCACUUUACACAAAGUUUUACAGGAGGGUCAUAAAAGUGCCUUGAUUGAAGGUAUUAGAAACAUGGAAUGGCUUAGAAACCUGGGAAGAAUCUAUGGUGGCCAGGGAAUUUAUGGCAGGCUAAUAUCUGAAUACAUCCAUUUCCUAUUGAUGAAAUUGCAAUUCCAUAGAACUCAUGAUGGAUUCAACGGUACUUUUGAGUACGAAGAAUAUGUUUCUUUAGUUACUGUUUCUAAUCCAGACGAAGGUUAUGAAACCAUUUUAGACUUGAUGAACUUACAAGACUCUUUAUUCGAUUUUGAAAAAACUAUCUUUGGUGCCAUUGAAAGUGGUCGUUCAAAGCAUAACGAAUGCAAAAUUAGUGCUUUUAUCCCACUUGUUUCUGAAUCUUAUGGCAUUUAUAAAUUCAUUACCUCAAUGCUAAGGGCUAUGUACCAGCAACUGGGAAGUGAGGAGGCUUUGACUCCAUUAAGAGAAAGAUUUGAUUCACAGCACUAUAUGCUAUUUGAAUUUUACGCGGAUUGUUCCUCUAUUAAAUAUUUAACUUCUUUAAUUACCAUUCCCAGAUUACCAGUUGAUCCCCCCAAUGUUUUUGUUGUUGAUAAUGAACAGCCACAGUUGAAAUUUGAACCUAAAGAAAAAAGUAUAUCUCCACCACCAUCUGUUGAACCUCAAGUGGCUAGCUAUGCUAUCGAGUCCGAAAGGAACUUGUCACCCCAAAAAACUGCUGCCUCAAAUUUUUUGUCUCCACAAUUAACUUCUGGUUAUGCUUUACCCCCAGCAAUGGCUGUUCAACCCACUGGCGCUGAUUUCUGGGUGGCUCAACAAAAACAAUUUGAACAAGAACAACAGAGAUUAGAACAAGAACGUCAAAGACAACUAUUACUACAACAACAGCAACAGGCCAUUUUUCAGGAACAACAGAGAAAGUUGCAGGAGGAACAACAAAGAAAACUAGAAUCCGAGAAACAACAACAACAACAACAAAUGUUACUACAACAACAACAAACUCAAAAUGCCCAUUUAUCAUCGAUGCAAAACGAUUUAUUAACUCUAAAGAAUCAGUACGACCAGGAUCAACAAUUACUACAACAAUAUGACCAAAGAGUUGCCCAGCUAGAAACUGAGAUUAAUGAUAUUAAUCAAAAUGCUUCUCAACAGAUCGCUAACAAGGAUCAACAAUUAAGCAAUAUUCAAGAUCAAUUUAACCAAUGGAAGAAUAAAUAUGAAUCAUUAGCCAAAUUGUAUUCCCAAUUACGUCAAGAACACUUGCAAUUAUUAACUAAAUUUAAAAAAUUACAACAAAAAGCAGCAAGCGCCCAAGAGGCUGUGGAAAAACGUGAAAAAUUAGAAAGAGAUUUGAAAUCUAAAAAUAUAGAAUUGGCAGAUUUGAUUCGUGAAAGAGACAGAGCUAGAUUGGAUGCCGACAAGAUUAAAGGUUCUAAAGACAAUGAAAUAGACCAACUGUCCAUUCAAGUUCGUGAGUUGAAAAGAAAGCUCCAGGAUAUUGAAAACUCUCAUGCUCAAAAUUUAAGUAAAAUUUUUAAACAACAUGAAGCAGAAUUACAGAAUUACCAGGAUAAACUGGCUAAUUCAACUGUUGAUGCACACGCCUCUGGCGAACUUUUGCAAUUAAGAAGGCAAAUACAGGAUAAAGAGGAAGAAAUGGAAAUUGUCCAACAAACUAUGGAUGAAACUUUGAAAGAGUUAGCGGAACAACAAAAGGAAAAUGAUCAUGCUUUGGAUGAACAGAUUGAUGAGGUUUUGAAGGCAAACUUGAAAAAAUUGACCGACAUUGUCGAUGCGAUUUUAUUAUCUGGUAUGAAAACAAUUCAAGAUUCAGUUUUCCAGCUACAAUCUGCUACUCAAGCGGGUAAUGCAAAUGCUUCUCCAAAUUAUGUUCUGUCUUUAUUGGAAAAGGCAAGCGAUGAGGCUACCAAUUUUGCCAAUUCAUUUAAUAAUUUCAUUGCCGACGGUCCAAAUGGUGAUCACUCGUCGAUCAUAUCCUCAGUCUCCGAAUUUUCUAGUGCCAUCUCUGAGUUGGUGUUGAACUGUAAAGGCUUGAACAGAUUAUUAGAUUUAAAUAAAGUUGAUGGAUUUUUGCAACUUAUUGCUAGAGUCGCUAGAGAAGCUGAAUAUUUCUUGGAAGAUUUGUUGAGUGACGCUUUGGAAGGCAAAAGCGACGAGGAAAAGACGGAUAUUGUUAUUAACGGAAACGUAGAUAUGCAGGAAAAAUUGAAAGAGCUAACUGAUACCAUCGAUUCAUUAAGUCCUAACAGUAAAAUGAACAUGAACGGAGAUGUUGCCUCGGUAGUUGAUAGGGAAAUGAAACAAACCCAACAAACUAUCAUCGACGCCUCCCAAUACAUUCCACAUUUACUAGCCACAGGAAAUUUUAGUGGCGAAUUGGAGGUCAAUAAAGAUAUUUUAAAUAAUGCCCUGGACAUUAUACAAGCUAUUUUGAAAUUGAUUAAAAGCUCUAUUGCAUGUCAGAACGAAAUUGUUGGCGAGGGAAAGGGCCAUGACUCUAGAUCAGCAUUUUACAAGAAAAACAAUAGAUGGACCGAAGGUUUAAUAUCUGCAGCUAAGUCAGUGGCACAUUCAACAAGAAAUUUGAUUACCAUGGCGGAUGGUUUGCUAAACAAUAAAAAUUCUUUUGAAGAAUUUAUUGUCGCUUCCAACGAUGUUGCAGCAUCCACCGUUCAAUUAGUGGCCGCUUCAAGGGUGAAAUCCUCCUUACAUUCAAAAACGCAAAUGGUUUUGGAAGAUGACAGUAAAAAUGUUAACCAUUGUUGUAAAAAGUUGGGCGAACACAUUCAAAAUUUGAUCAACAAAAGACAUGUGUCCGAAAAGGAUGUAGAUUUUUCAAAGUUAAGUAUUCAUGAAAACAAAACUACAGAAUUGAACCAACAAGUGGAAAUCUUGAAAUUGGAAAAUGCUUUAGAAAGAGCUAGAAAAAGAUUGGGUGAUAUUAGAAAAUAUAGCUAUAGAGAUAACGAAGACGAAUAUGUAAUUACAAAUUGA